AUGGAACCUGACAGAAUAACUGAAUUAUUCUUCCAAUGAAUAGAAGCUAGCUCCCCUCUUGGUUAGUAAUAGCGAAAUUUUCGCCUUCAAGCAGAGUCGGCUAAUUUUUUAACAUGAUAAGAAUAUAAUAAAUUAACUGUUACCACUCCCAAGGGCGUUAUCUUACUUUCUUUUAAUAAAAGCUAAUUUAUAAAUCCUUUUUUUGUAUUUCCCACUUCUAUCUUAAAAUUAAUUUUUAAUAUAAAAACCAAAUUUUUGAUCUUAAAAAACCCUAAAUUUUAUAGAUAUUUGAAUCAAAAAAUCUAAAAAUAUUUUAUGUUUAUGCUAAAAUUCAAAUUUCAUCGUAAAUUUCAUUAAUUAUUAUUUGUAUAUUAAUAUUUUAGACUACUAACGUUAAUAAUCCAAAAAUUAGAACUUCUUUAAUGAUUAUGAUCACUAAUCAGCCAGUAGUAAGGAAGGAGACUUGAAGUUCAAUGUUAUGUUUGAAUCUCAAGAAGGUUCAAUGCUUACCUUCCGAUUUGACGACCAUUUGAUCAAACUCAACUUCAAUACCUUUGCAUUAGAAUGCAGAGCUACCAAUAAACCUCUACGAAGCUAUGUUGAAUGGGCACAAGACACUCUAAUAGAGAAACAACAAAGUUUCACAUCAGGAGAAAUUGAAUUUGGUGAUUUACUGACAGAAUUAGCAGAAGAAUAUCAAAGAAAGUUUUACCCUGAUGAAGAAGAAGAAUUCUCAGACGGAGACAGUGAUGAAUAUGCUCAAGAAAACAUGGACAUCGCCAGGCCAAGCCAAAAAGAAGAAACCAAGGCUAUCGAAGAAGAAGUUAAAGUAGAUCCAGCUUUAGAAGAAAAAUUAAACAAAUUAGAGCAAGCAUUUUCUGGUCAAGGCUCUGCAACUGCAAAUAAAAGGAUUUUGCAAGAAUACAAGUAUUUGACAAAUUCAAAAGAAUGCAAAGGCUUGACUGUUGAUUUUGAAGGGGGAUCAAAUAUGUACGUGUGGAUUGUUAGACUUGAUGUCAAGAUUUUUGAAGUUGAUAAAGAGCUUAAAAAAGAUUUCGAAAAAUAUGCUUCAAAGUAUAACCAGAACCAAGAAAUUGUGUUUGAGCUGAGGUUUGACUCACAUUUCCCAUUUAAUCCACCCUUUUUAAGAGUAGUUAGGCCUAGGUUCCAAUUCAGAACUGGGCAUGUUACAAUUGGAGGAUCAAUAUGUAUGGAAUCAUUAACCCCGUCAGGCUGGAUUCCUGUAAGAACAGUUGAAAGCAUAUUUGUUGAAAUUCUUUUCAAUAUGACUGAAGGAGGCGCAAGAUUAGAUCCGGUCUCUGCAAAUGUUGAAUAUUCGUUAGCAGAGGCCCAAGAAGCAUUCACUAGAGUUGCGCAGCAGCAUAGAUGGAUUUAA
This is a messenger RNA of Blepharisma stoltei, 1396 nucleotides long. The record is from the annotation of a GenBank genome assembly. NCBI's taxonomy places the organism in Eukaryota, Ciliophora, Heterotrichea, Heterotrichida, Blepharismidae.